AUGCCUGACCAUAAGCUUAGCUGUGAUCGCGCCCUCUGGCUGUCUGUUGCCUCAGUCCUCUUGUCUGCCAUCCGUAUGUGGAGUCGGUUCUGCAGCUUCUUGCACGAUGUUCUUCGUCCAAGGCCAUUGUAUGAGGGAGAUGGCAAACCGUCUGGCAGGUCUCAGGCAGGAAGUUCGAGGCUCCGAGAAACAGAUGCUGGAAGCCAUUCAAGUUGCAAGUGUCAGGUUGCAAGUGUCAAGUUGCAAGUGCCGAAUGUCGAAAUGGCCCCGGUGCCACACGCAGUCGGCGAAAAGCAGUGGCCAUUCAACUGA
This is a messenger RNA of Zasmidium cellare ATCC 36951, 312 nucleotides long. RefSeq lists its product as uncharacterized. The transcript is spliced from 2 exons. The record is from RefSeq and is a predicted model, not a curated record. Lineage: Eukaryota; Fungi; Ascomycota; Dothideomycetes; Mycosphaerellales; Mycosphaerellaceae. The coding region runs from base 1 to 312 and encodes 103 amino acids.